Triticum turgidum subsp. durum (durum wheat) is the source of this 4527-nucleotide messenger RNA. Lineage: Eukaryota; Viridiplantae; Streptophyta; Magnoliopsida; Poales; Poaceae. The record is from the annotation of a GenBank genome assembly.
AUGGAGGUGGCCGUAGGUGCGGCAUGGUGGGUGGUGGGCAAGGCGCUGGGCCCCGUCGCUGACGGCUUGCUGGAGGCGUGGGCUGCCAGCAAGGAGCUAGGCCCUAACGUUGACGCGCUAAAGAUGGAGCUGCUAUACGUGCAGGGGAUGCUCAACAACACCCGCGGCCGGAACAUUGACAACCCUGCACUCAACGUGCUACUGCAGAAGCUGCGGGACCUCGCGUACAAUGCCGAGGACGUGCUGGAUGAGCUCGACUACUUCCGCAUCCAGGACCAGCUCGAGGGUACUUACGAGGCUGCCGACAAGCAUGCCAAGGGAUCCAUGUGCAACCUCUACCUCCACGCUCAUCACACUGCUAGAGAUGCUGGCAAACUGCUCUGCUUCUGUCCAUUCUCGCGUACAGCUAGCCGUGCUGAUCCAAGCAAGCCAAGGGGAGUUGAUACAAGGCAACAAGAACUCUGCUGCGCUUGGCCAUGUGCCAAGCAGUGGAGUGCACGCGGAAACACCCCGUCAGCGCCACACAACCACCAGGCCAACGAAGAGGUCAGAAGAUGCAUGCGCAAGCUUGCUUCUGGCGCUUGCAACACCAUCCGUCAUGUUGGUAAACUCCUCCAUUGCUCAUCCCUCCCAACUCAUGAUGAUGAUAGUUCUGUUAUGCCAGUCAUUUGCGGUGCCUGCAAGCACAAGGCAUCCCUGAAAAAGCAUGUGAAAGAAACUCCAAAACUAGAGUUUGAUAGGGUUGAUCUGUCUAAAAGAAUGAAGCAUAUUGUAGAGCAACUGCAGCCAGUAUGUGCAAAGGUCAAAGCCAUUCUUAAUCUAGAGUUGUUGGGUUCUAGCCAUACUACUGCCCCAAGCAUUGCCAAGAGUCCUUCCACCACCACCUCUGACAUUAUAGAGUCAACACUGUAUGGGAGAGAAACUGCGAAGAAGAGCAUCAUAGAUAGUAUUUCUCAUGUUAAAUAUAGUGACAAAGACCUAACUAUCCUGCCAAUUGUUGGUUCGGGUGGCAUAGGGAAGACAACUCUCGUACAACACAUAUAUCACAGCCAAGAAGUGCAAAAACAUUUUCAGGUCAAGGUUUGGAUAUGUGUGUCUCAGAAUUUCAUUGUUAGUAAGCUGACUGAAGAGAUUGAAAAAGCCAUUCCUGGUGUGGAAGGUGAAAAAAAGGUUAGAGCAGAAGAGUUGAUUGAACAGAGAUUAAAUUCUAAAAGGUUUUUGCUUAUAUUAGAUGAUAUUUGGAAGUGUGAAUCUGAGGACUGGGAAAGGCUUUUAGUACCACUUAGAAAAGUGCAGGCAAAGGGCAACGUAAUUCUAGUGACAACUCGGUUUCCAGCUAUAGCAGAAAUGGUUAAAACGACUGAUAGUUCAAUAGAUCUGGAGGGUCUAGAACAAGGAGUGUUUAGGGACUUUUUCCGAGCAUGCAUUUUUCGCGAUGAGCAAUCACAAAAAGAUCAUCAUGGGUUGCUUGAGAUUGGAGAUAAGAUAGCAGAAAAGCUAAAGGGAUCCCCUCUUGCAGCAAAAACUGUAGGUAGAUUAUUAAGAAACCACCUUGAUGUGUAUCAUUGGAAAAGAGUCCUAGAAAGUAGAGAAUGGGAAAUGCAGACCGGUGAGCGUGACAUCAUGCCUGCACUGAAACUUAGCUAUGAUUAUCUACCUUUUCAUCUGCAGCAAUGUUUUUCUCGUUGUGCAUUGUUUCCUGAAGAUUACAAGUUUAACAGUCAAGAGCUCAUUCAUUUCUGGAUAGGACUAGAUAUUUUGCAGUCUGGUGGUCGAAGUAAAACAGUUGAAGAUGUAGGUGCGGACAGUUUGAAUGAUUUAGUCAACCAUGGAUUUUUCAAAAAAGAUGAAACUGACGGGUAUCCAUAUUAUAUCAUCCAUGACCUGCUGCAUGAUUUAGCUUUGAAGGUUGCAUCUCAUGAAUGUCUUAGUUUUCAUCACUCUAAUGUGAGAUCAGUAGAAAUUUGGCCAUCUAUCCGUCACUUGUCAAUCAUAAUGGAUGAUCCAGAUGAUAGUAAUGGAAUUACUGAUGAGAACUUUAAGAGUGAGUUGAGGAAACUUAACACAAAAUUGAAGGUUGAAAACUUGCAAACACUAAUUAUAUUUGGGGGAGGAGAUGCAAGCUUUGUCAACAUUUUUGGUGAUUUGUUCAUGGAAGCAAAUGCUCUUCGUGUUCUUUGUUUGCCCACGUUAUCAUAUACCCUGGAAUCCAUGUUGCAUAACUUUUCAUCACUUCUCCACCUACGAUACCUAAAGCUAGGGACUUCUAUGAGCCAGAUGCAUUUACCAACAACCUUAUCUCGAUUUUAUCAUUUGAAGAUUUUGGAUCUACAAGAAUGGGAUGGUUCUUUUCUUUUACCUAGAGACAUGAGUAACCUUGCAAAAUUGUGCCAUUUUGUUGCCCAACACGAUGAACUUCAUUCUGGUAUUUAUAACGUGGGGAAACUAAAGCUCUUACAGGAGUUAAAGGUCUUUGCAGUCGAUAAGGAAAGUGAAGGGUUUGAACUAAAUCAACUAGAGCAUCUCGUUGAGAUAAGGGAGCUUGGGAUUUAUAACCUUGAGAAAAUAUGCACAAAAGAAAAAGCAGUUGAAGCAAAACUGAUAGACAAAAAAUACUUGCAGAAGUUAACAUUAGAUUGGGAUAGUGAGCGAUCCAAUAUUCAACCCGAUGUGGAAGCAGUGGUUCUAGAGAGCCUUCAACCGCAUAGAAAUCUUCAACAGUUAUCCAUUAGAGGACACAGAGGUCCUUGUCCAACAUGGUUGGGUGAUAAGCUCGCUGUUGAGGCUCUACGAUCUCUUCAUCUCGUUGGUGUUUCUUGGGAUGUUUAUCCUUCUCUGGGAAAGAUGUGGGAUCUUCGUGAACUAACAGUUGAGCAUAUAGCCACAAUAAAGGAGUUUGCUCUAGAGAAAAGCUUUUGCAAGCUAGUAAAGCUUACACUCGUCGGCUUAGAAACUUUUGAAAAAUGGGUACCACAGGCCACUCAUUUGUUCCCUUGUUUGCAAGUACUAAUUAUUAAAGAUUGCCCUAAACUCUCGGAGUUGCCAUGUUCAAGCCACAUUGCUUACCCACUGAAACAAGACUGUUACACAGAUUGGUUUCCCAGAUUAAAAGAGCUUAGGAUUAAAAACUGCCCUGAAGUCUUGCUAGUGCCUCCUAUCCCUUGGACUGAGUCUCUGUGCUCUGUCAAGAUAAGUGAUGUGGGAUCAAAACUACUGGACAAGUUGGUCUACUCAAAAUCAUCUUCUCGAGUAGCACUGGAGAUUGAUGCAAAGGAUGGUCUGCAUAACUUAGAUCAGCUGUUACUAUUCAGUCAACUAACAGACCUUAAGGAGUUGACGAUAAAAAAUUGCCCACCUUUGGAGCUGAAGUAUUUUCUAAUGCUAACCUCAUUGAAGGAAUUGUGGGCACGGUCUUCAAAUCUUGGGGUGGUGGCAUCAGAAGUUCAGAGUGGUGUCGAGUGGCAGCAUCCUGUUGAGGAAAUUCAAAUUAGGGGAUCUGAUUCUAGUGGAAAGGAAUUGACACAGUUCCUAUCUCACCUCCCAAAGCUAUCCAAAUUGGGCGUAUUCCAUUGUGAAAACAUAACACAGUUUGCUGUGGGGGUGGAUUUGCAGCAAACAACAGCACCAAUAUCAUCAUCAACCUCUUUAGAUGUUGCAAUGGAUGAUACACAAGCAAAAGAUGAGCAGCAAGAAAUAGCAGAGGUGGAGAAGGAGGAGGCAAACACGGUGGAUGAUGAUGGGCUGUUGGUCCUCCCUGCACAUCUCUCCAACUCUCUGCAGGCGUUGUACAUAAAAAAUGAUGGUCUGGUAGUUCAUUCCCUUGAUGCCCUCCAAGCCCUAACUACCCUUCGGUUAGAAGAUUGCUCUUUUCGCCACCCUUUCCCGUCCUCCCUGCUACACCUGCACCUUCGGUCCGUGAAGGGCGUGCGCGUGCAGACCCUUUCAAACCUCACCUCUCUCACCCGAUUACACAUAUCUCGUUGCGGAGAGGAUUUAAGUUGCGAGGGCCUUUUGCCACUCCUUACUCAGGGCCAGCUCAGCCAAUUAGAAGUCUCUGGAAGCCCCAAUUUCUUUGGUGGGUGGGAUCCCAUGCGGGGGAUGCAGGACGAGCAAGAUAAGAGGACAGAAUCCAAACUGCAGACGCUCGAGACAGAUGACAUGAAGGGCUUCCUCGGUGCGCCCGCCCUCUGUAGCCUCCUCUCUUCCUCCCUCACCGACUUGUACUUUGAUGGGAACGAUGAGAUUACGUGCUUCACAAAGGAGCAGGAGGAGGCCUUUCAACGCCUCACCUUGCUCCAGGAUCUCUGGUUUUUGGAUUGCGGCAAGCUGGAACACCUCCCUGCAGGGCUAAACAAGCUGACCAACCUCAAGAGAUUAUGGAUCUGGGAGUGUCCAGCCCUCCAGUCGCUGCCCAAGGGUGGCCUCCCGAGUUCACUGCGAGAAUUAGAUGUCGAGGAUUGCGGCAAUGAGGACCUAAAAGAGCACUGCAAGCGGUUAAUUGGAACCAUCCCAAAAAUCAAACUAUAG